Molecule: messenger RNA, 3192 nt
Organism: Chaetomium fimeti
Lineage: Eukaryota; Fungi; Ascomycota; Sordariomycetes; Sordariales; Chaetomiaceae
Product: kinase-like domain-containing protein
Exons: 3
Coding region: 473-2974 (833 amino acids)
Biological process (GO): protein phosphorylation; microtubule cytoskeleton organization; intracellular signal transduction
Cellular component (GO): cytoplasm
Molecular function (GO): protein serine/threonine kinase activity; ATP binding; tau-protein kinase activity
Source: RefSeq, a predicted model, not a curated record
GUCCAGUCCCCCCUCAACUGUUGCUUGCUGAAAAGCCGCCUGGACUGCCCAACCUCGAGCCGACACGCCGACCGUGAAACUACACCGCGAAUUCAAAGCACCACAUCGCACCAAGGAACACCCCGCCAAGUUCUAUCAAAGCAAUUAAUCCCCAAUCCCGUGCGCGCGAGACAGCCCUGCACUUUGCUGCUCCGCUCCCGAUCGACCGCCUGAAGCCCUCGUCAUCGACUCGCCCACCACGACUACCUACCGACCGACCUUAGCCGAUUCGAUUUCGUCGCAAGCGUGCAUUUGCUGUAGUGCUUAUUCCGGGAGCCAUAUAUAGCGAGAUUCCUCUUAGACGGAGUUGAAUGGUGUGUUUUUGAACCUGGUCUUUUUUUCCGCACCACGAUUAUUCGGGGUCGGUCUGCCAUAGUGAACCUCUGCCGACUGCCGCCUGGGCCCCGUGUUCCCCUCGAUUCCCUCGCCCAAGAUGGCGACGACGGUUUCUGCCGGGGCUGAAUUGCCCAUACGGUCGCAAUCCGUUCGGACACGCCGGCCACCGACUGCAUCGCGACCCGAUCCCCUUCCCCGAUCCGAGUCAUCUACAAGAGCCGAGGCCUCGACAAGAACUGAGCACUCGCAGCAGCAGCAGAAUUCGAGUCCUUACCGUCGCAGCAGUAAGCGUUCGACUACAGCACAGUCACCCCGAAGUCCUCAGCAGGAAAUGCCGCCUCCGGCGCACAAUCCUGCUGCCGACGAGCCCAACGACAGGGCCGCCGAUCAGCAAGCGCAGCGCACCUCGAAGCACAGAUACCGUACCGUCAUCCCUGCCCCAUCAGGCGAUUAUGCCUUCAUCAAGACCAUUGGCCAGGGCAGCAUGGGCAAGGUGAAGCUGGCUAAGAAGGAGGGGUCAAACGAACUGGUCGCAUGCAAGAUCAUCGAGAGAGUAUCCGUCGACGAUGGGCGGCAGAGCAAAGAAGACCGAGAGCGGGCCGACGCCGCCAGGGAAGAUCGCAACGCCCGCGAGGCUGCUAUCGUCAGCUUGCUCAACCACCAGUAUAUCUGCGCGCUGCGGGACAACCUGCGGACAAGGUGGCACUGGUAUAUGCUCUUCGAAUACGUCAAUGGCGGCCAGAUGCUCGACUACAUCAUUUCCCACGGGAAGCUCAAGGAAAAACAAGCCAGGAAGUUUGCGCGCCAGAUAGCGAGUGCGGUCGACUACUGCCACCGGAAUAGCAUCGUUCACCGCGACCUCAAGAUCGAGAAUAUCUUGAUCAGCAAGACGGGCGACAUCAAGAUCAUCGACUUUGGCCUUAGCAACCUCUUUUCGCCAGACGAGAACAGGAAGCUCAAGACAUAUUGCGGCAGUCUCUACUUUGCUGCCCCGGAACUGCUCCAGGCAAGGCCAUACACGGGUCCCGAAGUCGACGUGUGGAGCUUCGGCGUGGUUCUGUUCGUUCUCGUCUGCGGUAAGGUGCCGUUCGACGACCAGUACAUGCCCGCACUCCAUCAGAAAAUCAAGAAAGGCGCAGUCGACUACCCCAACUGGCUUUCGAGUGAAUGCAAGCAUCUGAUUUCCCGGAUGCUUGUCACGGAUCCGAGGCAGCGCGCCACGAUGCACGAAGUCAUGAACCACCCCUGGAUGCUUAAAGGGUACAACGGGCCUCCGGAAAACCAUCUUGCCCAUCGGGAGCCUCUGCAGCUGCCGCUCAACGAGGACGUCAUCACACACAUGACUGGUUUCAAGUUUGGCCCGCCGGACUACAUCCGCGAUGAGCUGACUAAGAAGAUCUUGUCGCCAAAAUACCAGGCAGCGGUCCGGCGCCUAGAGAAGGAGAGGGAACUGCCACAGCCUACUCCAAAGGAGGUGGAGAAGAGGCGUGCUUUUGGUUUCGACUUUUACAAGAGGCGGAACUCAGUAACGAGCAAGGAAACUCUCACCAACGGUAGCGCAGAAGGUCUGCCCAUGGGCGAUGAUCCGCUCAACGCGUUUGAUCCUAUGAUUUCCAUCUACUACCUCGUCCAGGAGAAGUUUGACCGUGAGCGGCAAGAGGCGCUGGCGGCGCAACCCACGAUGCCGCCCAAGGUGCAGGUCCCACCAUCCCCACAACAAUCCCAAACGCUCGCCGUCCCGCCGUCGCCAAUCGCACGGCCAAAGGAGAAGCAUUCUCUUGCCGAGAUUGUGCCUCCGCAACCGGCACACACUGAGGGCGGCAGGUCGCGGCAGAGAGCAAGGUCACACAGCGAAGACCAGGUUAGGGAGCCGGUCAAGAACGGCCUGCUCUCCCCCGACAUGGUGCCACAAAAGAAAGGCGGCAACGGCCCCGUCUCGCUCCUCCGCAGACUCAGCACGCGCGAUAGGAGGAAGGAGCCCUCAGAGGGCAAAUCCAGCACACUCAUGCAAAAGUCGGUUUCCAUGCGUGCCAAAUCCCUUGGCCACGCCCGCCGGGACAGCAUCCAAGCCCGCCGCGCCAAGCGGGAGGCCGACGCGCGGGAUCAGCAGCAAAAUUCGUCGUCGACCCACCAGGAGCCACCUGUCAGGGAGGAGACGGACGCCGAGUUGGGACAGGACGCCGAGGGCGGCGACAGCAGCGGCGGCUCGCACGAGCGCCUCGAGCCCGAGGACCCGGAUCUCGCCAAGCCCGUGUACCUCAAGGGCAUCUUCAGCGUGUCGACCACCUCCACCAAGCCGCUGCCCGAGAUCCGCGCCGACAUCAAGCGGGUCCUCAAGAUGCUGGGCGUCGACUACACCGAGAUCAAGGGCGGCUUCAGCUGCUCGCACGCGCCCAGCAUCGCCGACCACUCGCCCUCGCACGGCCACCACGGCCACCACGGCGACUCGCGCGUCGCCGAUGGCGAGAUCCGCUUCGAGAUCGUCAUCGUCAAGGUCCCGAUUGUCAGUCUGCAUGGCGUGCAGUUCAAGAGGGUGGGCGGAAACACGUGGCAGUACAAGGCGAUGGCGGAGCAGAUUGUUAAGGAGUUGAGGUUGUAGACGAUCGGGUCGGGUCGGGUCGGGUUCCAAGGUUGGGUUUGCAUUGGCGAGGGGGGUACACACGGGAGAAGGGAGGGAUGUUUUUUUACGUUUCGUGAGUGUCAUGUUAGGCUGGUGUUGGUCUGCCCUGUGCUUGACGAUGUUGGAGUUUGUUCAAAGGUAAUUCUUUAUAUUCUAAUUAGUACUUAAUGCUGAGCCCUGUGAUCCUCCCUCACUUU